UUCUUCAUCUAAAACUGGUGUUUUCCAAAAUCUGUUGUCUUAGUUUUAAAAAGUAAAAAUACACAAAUCAAUGGCUAAACACAUUUCUGUUUUAUAUUAUUUAAUUAUUUUAGUUUUAAAUGUAACAUUACUAGAAAGUGCUCCUUUCAAAGGUAGCAAAACAGGACCUAAAAAGAUGGAUGAAGAAAAGAAACGGUUUAUUGAGCGUGGCUCACAUAAAGGAAAAGGAAUUGCUGUCUUCACAAGUGGAGGAGACUCACAAGGUAUGAAUGCUGCUGUACGUGCUGUAGUACGUAUGGGAAUUUAUCUUGGAUGCAAAGUAUUCUUUAUAAAAGAAGGUUAUCAGGGUAUGGUUGAUGGAGGAAACAACAUUGUUGAAGCUAACUGGUCAUCUGUUUCAUCCAUCAUUCAUAAGGGUGGUACAGUAAUUGGUUCCGCACGAUGUGCUGACUUCAGAGAACGUACUGGCCGGCAGAAGGCUGCCAAGAAUUUGGUGGAAAAGGGGAUCACCAACUUGGUUGUCAUUGGAGGAGACGGAUCUCUGACAGGCGCUAACCUGUUCCGACAAGAGUGGCCAAGCCUCCUAGAUUCUCUGUUGCAGAAUGGUGAAAUCACAAAGGAACAGAGAGAGAAGUACAAGUACCUUCACAUUGCUGGCUUGGUAGGUUCCAUCGACAAUGAUUUCUGUGGCACAGACAUGACGAUUGGAACUGACUCAGCGUUGCAUCGGAUUAUUGAAGCUAUUGAUGCAAUAGUUUCCACUGCAUACUCACACCAACGCACAUUCAUCAUGGAGGUCAUGGGUCGCCAGUGUGGGUAUCUAGCCUUAGUCGCUGCUUUGACGAGUGAAGCUGACUUUGUCUUUAUUCCCGAGUGGCCUCCAGAAAGGGACUGGGCCAACAAGAUGUGUAAAAAACUUCUCCAGGAGAGGGCGGCUGGACAGAGACUGAACAUCAUCAUAGUGGCCGAGGGGGCCAUAGACCGAGAUGGAGUGCCGAUCACAGCAGAGAAGGUUAAACAGGUGGUUGUCGAUAACCUCAAACAAGACACAAGGAUCACAGUCCUUGGCCAUGUGCAGCGGGGUGGCAGUCCUUCAGCUUUCGACAGGGUUCUGGGAUGCCGGAUGGGAGCAGAGGCUGUGAUGGCCCUGAUGGAAGCCACACCAGACACUGAGGCAUGUGUUGUCUCACUUGAUGGUAACCAGGCUGUGAGACUGCCUCUAAUGGAGUGUGUGGAGCGCACUAAAGCUGUGGCACAAGCUAUGGCAGAUAAGAAGUGGGAACUCGCUGUUCAACUCAGAGGAAGGAGUUUUGCACGCAACUUAGAGACCUACAAAAUGCUGACCAGAUUAAAACCUCCGAGGUCAGCUUUCGAUGAGUCUGGUAAAGGAUUGAAUGUUCUGACUAAGCAAGACACAUUGUGGGGUAUGGAAGGCUACACCCUUGCUGUAAUGCACAUUGGUGCCCCAGCAUGUGGCAUGAAUGCAGCGGUCAGGUCGUUUGUCAGGAACUGCAUAUACAGGGGCGACACAGUCUACGGAAUACAUGACGGUGUUGAAGGCUUGAUUGCUGGAAAUGUGCAAGUGAUGAAAUGGUCAGAUGUGACAGGGUGGGUGGGACAGGGAGGUGCUAUGCUCGGCACAAAGCGCACCCUCCCUGGUCAGCGUGUACCGCAGAUUGCUGCUAGGCUCAAGGAGUUCAAGAUACAAGCCCUCCUCAUCAUUGGAGGAUUUGAAGCAUAUCAAGCAGGUAUUCAACUAACAGAAAAUCGCAGUAAUUUCCCUGAGUUUUGUAUUCCAAUUGUAGUCAUCCCGUCGACAAUCAGCAAUAACGUUCCUGGCACAGAGUUCUCUCUGGGUUGUGACACAGCCUUGAAUGAGAUAACAGAAAUAUGUGACAGAAUCAGGCAGUCAGCACAAGGUACCAAGCGCAGGGUGUUCGUUAUAGAGACUAUGGGAGGCUAUUGUGGAUACUUGGCUACAGUUGCAGGGCUUGCUGGAGGAGCUGAUGCAGCUUACAUUUAUGAAGAAAAAUUCUCUAUAAAAGACUUGCAACAAGAUGUAUACCACAUGGCUUCCAAAAUGGCUGAAGGUGUUCAAAGAGGUCUCAUUUUAAGGAAUGAAAAAUGCAAUGACAACUACAACACGGACUUCAUUUAUAGACUGUAUUCUGAGGAAGGAAAGGGAUUAUUUAGUGCCAGAAUGAACGUUCUAGGUCAUAUGCAGCAAGGUGGGUCACCAACCCCGUUUGACAGGAACAUGGGCACUAAGCAAGCAGCUAAGACUGUGGAGUGGAUGAUCGAACAACUCAAAAAGUACACAAAGGAAGACGGAACCGUAUUCGCUGACUCUCCCGACACUGCUGUUAUGAUGGGUGUAGUCCGUCGACAGUACAGAUUCACUCCCUUACUAGAAUUAAAGAAGGAGACAAAUUUCGAACAGCGCAUACCUAAACACCAGUGGUGGUUGAAGCUGCGACCGCUACUGAGGAUUUUAGCAAAACAUGAUAGUGCCUACGAAGAGGAAGGCAUGUACAUGACUGUCGAGGAAGGCACUGGAACUGACUCAUUAGUUCUGUAAGAUUGGACUUGAAGACUAUAAUAAGUAGAGUCAAUAACUGUAGCCCAUAGUAAUACCAUAACAAGAGUAAAUGUAACUCAAAAGCUAGUUUCUAAGAACAAUAUAUGGUACACAUUGUUAAUUUUCAGUUUGCUUUGGUUAUAGUUUAAGGUGUUUUAUUUUAAAUAAUGUUCUCCGGUUGGUUUCAAGUUUGUAAAGAGGUCCCCUAUAUAAAUCAUUAUGGUUUAAAUACGACUAACAUUUAAAUUAGGUGACAUAUUGUGGUAUUUCAAUAAACCAGACACAAACUUAUUUUAUUUUGUAAUAAUGUUGAAAAACUAGAAGUGUAAUGAACCAUAAUUGAGAAAUGUUUCAAUCAAUAGUUGUCACUGAAUUUAAUUUAUGAAACAUGUGUUGAUUUUCUUUAAUUAUA
Homalodisca vitripennis (glassy-winged sharpshooter) is the source of this 2990-nucleotide messenger RNA. It is a transcript of the gene Pfk, whose product is annotated as ATP-dependent 6-phosphofructokinase. Gene Ontology annotation, biological process: fructose 1,6-bisphosphate metabolic process; fructose 6-phosphate metabolic process; canonical glycolysis. The transcript has 19 exons. Gene Ontology annotation, molecular function: identical protein binding; ATP binding; monosaccharide binding. NCBI's taxonomy places the organism in Eukaryota, Metazoa, Arthropoda, Insecta, Hemiptera, Cicadellidae. The coding region runs from base 71 to 2578 and encodes 835 amino acids. Gene Ontology annotation, cellular component: 6-phosphofructokinase complex; cytoplasm. The record is from RefSeq and is a predicted model, not a curated record.